Molecule: messenger RNA, 1256 nt
Organism: Wyeomyia smithii (pitcher-plant mosquito)
Lineage: Eukaryota; Metazoa; Arthropoda; Insecta; Diptera; Culicidae
Exons: 3
Coding region: 189-902 (237 amino acids)
Cellular component (GO): extracellular region
Molecular function (GO): chitin binding
Source: RefSeq, a predicted model, not a curated record
UUUUAUCGAUAACGACUACCAGAAGUCGUUUUUUUUUUUCAAUCAUUUAAGCAUGAAGGGUCUUGAUAAGAUUAUGUAUUGAAACGUGGUGCAGUUUUUUGGGUGGUAUAAGUUAGAAGUAGAGAUCAUUUUCGUUUGGAAACAGUCGGUCAUUAUUAUUUCUCGGAAUAAGAAGCAGUUACUGUAAAAUGCUACGAAAAACCCUAGUUUUGUUUAUAAGCAGCAUUUUGAUCGGUGUUUGCGCUGCAAAUGUUUGCGUCGAGAAUGGGAUGGAAAACGGAUUUUUACCUCAUCCCACAAAUUGUUCAUUGUAUUAUAGUUGCUACAAUGGGAUUGCAUAUGAGGUUUCCUGUCCAGCCGGAUAUUACUUCAACCCAACCGAAGUGAAGUGCGAUGCAAGUUAUGUGUGUCUGGUUAAUAAUUGUCCUUCCACGGGUAUUCAUCGCUUGCCUGUGGAGGGAGUUUGUGAACAAUAUAUUCUGUGUGUUGGUGGUGAGGCAUUCCUUCGAGAGUGCGGUGAAGGGCUGCGGUUCAAUAGUACCGCGGGAAUGUGCAUCGAUGGAGUAGAAUCCGGUUGCAUUAACAACGAGUGCGAUAAGACCCAAGGCCAUCCACAAGGUUUCGUGGAUCCGUUCAACUGUGCUGUGUACUAUAUCUGCGACGAAUUCUUCGAACCAGUGCAGUUCCAAUGUCCGGAAGAUACGAUAUUCGACGCUGGUUUGCUGGACUGCGUUAAAGGGUCCUGCGAGGCGGAUGCGACAACCACCACUGCCGGAACUACGACUACUGCCGCUGCAGACACCACAACCGAAGGUGCAACCACUUUAACCGAAGCUGCAGGUACUACAACCGAAGCUGAGACUACUACCACUGAAUCCUCAACGACGUCAACCGUUGAAUAAAAACGAGCCAUACACCACCGAUCCGAAUGUUAUUAGUUUCCCAUUAAUGUUUACAAUAAACCAUAAUAUCGUUAUACAACAUAUUAACCUAGUUACUAACAUAUUAAAAUAGCGACCCAUUUGAACAUGUUCUGAUACUACGAUUUGAAUAGACCAACAUCACAGAUUCAAUGUUAAUCAAAGUGAAUAAUUUUUCCCUCAGCAGCUGAGUCUAGUGUUUCGAGUAAUCGUAUCAAUGCUUGAUUAAGUAGAAUUGUAUGCCUAUCAAUUAUUCAAAGUCUAGCUGCCUGAUUUAUAUUUAUUAACUCUUAAAAUACAUAUCCUGCAUUUUGUAAAGAACACAUUAAUUCUUGG